This is a messenger RNA of Rhineura floridana, 1748 nucleotides long. RefSeq names its product biorientation of chromosomes in cell division 1 (gene BOD1). NCBI's taxonomy places the organism in Eukaryota, Metazoa, Chordata, Lepidosauria, Squamata, Rhineuridae. The transcript is spliced from 4 exons. The record is from RefSeq and is a predicted model, not a curated record. Bases 392 to 949 code for a protein of 185 amino acids.
CCCACCCAGAUCUGAACACUAGUUGAGCGCGAAGACCAUUCCGUCGCCCCCUCCCCCAUCAAUCUUCUCAGAAGGUUUUGCGGCUGGGGCGACGUCAACGACUCCAGCUCCUGCGAGAUUGAUUACAGUAUACAAUAAAAGCACCCUGGGAGUUAGAGUCUUCCUUGAGGGGGCAUGGGAGGCCUCUGUUUCCCAGCAUGCAGUUGGAAGGAAUGACGCAGAAUGUCUCGCGACGGCAGCAUCACUACCUGCAGGUGCCUCUCUGCUAUCAACUGAGGGCGCCGCCGCCGCUGCCGCGUUAUUAUCGCCACCAUUAUUCUCUGGCGGGAGUGGAAGCGGCGGCGCGGUGCCAGUGGCCCGUCGCAUGGUACUGGGAGGGCCCUUCGGGUGAAUGGCGGAGCCAGGUGGGGCGUCCUCAGGGACAGGCGGAGCUGGUGGGACCUCCGCGGGGGCCGGAGUAACCGACCCGGCCUCGCUGCCUCCUGGCGACGCUCAGCUCAUCGCCCUCAUCGUGGGGCAGCUCAAGAGCCGGGGCCUUUUCGACGCCUUCCGCAGGGACUGCCUGGCCGACGUUGACACCAAGCCAGCCUACCAGAAUUUGAGACAGAAAGUGGACAACUUUGUGUCUACCCACCUGGAUAAGCAGGAAUGGAACCCAGCAAUGAACAAAAACCAGUUGCGGAAUGGCCUGAGGCAGAGUGUUAUUCAGUCGGGGAUGCUGGAAGCUGGAGUGGACAGAAUUAUUUCUCAGGUGGUGGAUCCAAAACUAAACCACAUCUUCAGGCCACAGAUAGAGAAGGCAAUUCAUGAUUUCCUGGCUGCACAGAAGAAAGAGGAAUCAGUGCCAGCUCCUCCCCCAGAGCCUGAGAGUCAGGAUCCUUCUGCUCCAUCACAAGAUGCCUCUGCAUUUCUGGCAUUAAAGUGGGUGCAGUUGCAAAACCCAGGCUGAAUCUGAUUGGCAGUGGACUACAUAUCUUCAGCAAUACAGUUUGUCAACUAGUAUCAACCAUGAUUGAGGGGAGGUGUUGACAAAAGUCACGAGUGGUUUCUACGUGGUGUGGAGGGAUUGGCUAAAUGUGAAAAUAUACUGCUGUGGGCAGAAAUAACCUCUGUCUUUGCUAAUGGUGUAUUUGGGGGGUAUUGUUGCCUCUAUUGGGGAACCACUAGCGUGAAAAAUGGUUCCGGCAUGAUAUUCAUGCAAAUGAUGUUGGUUGGGAUGUAGUAAUGGGAAUAAGGGCGUUUGGGGUAUGUUUGGUUUCCUGGGAGGCCACUGUCCAUUGGACAACCUUGUAGACAGGUCUGGACAAGGGAGCAUUCGGUAUACAAGCAUGAAGCUGAUCACUUCCUAGCAAAGGAUCACCGAGCACUUGAUGUUUACUUAAAUUCAAUAAUAACUCACAGUGCCUGUCCAUCUCUGACACAACUGCAAAAACUGUUAAUUGUUGGCUUUCCAGGAGUAUCCAGGGACAAGCAAGCCUCUGUCAGAUUUCUGGACAUGGUAUUUGCCAUACCUUGCAACUCGGCUCUUUGGCUAGCCUGAUCAAGAAUGUGUGUCAAAGUAAGUGUGGAAAAAGACUUCUUUUGUGAGCCUUGCAGCUGAGGGAAAGUUCUCUUGUCUGUGAGAUCCUUCAGGUGCCUGUUAGAAGCAGCUUAGAAAGUUACAUAAGCUGUCCAGUAGGCAUUUGUGCUCAAGUAUUUGACUAGCAAAUAUCCAGAUUUUUUAAUAAUAAAAUAUUUAAAAAACCUUA